This is a messenger RNA of Paramuricea clavata, 327 nucleotides long. The record is from the annotation of a GenBank genome assembly. Lineage: Eukaryota; Metazoa; Cnidaria; Anthozoa; Malacalcyonacea; Plexauridae.
AUGGUCCAGUGUCAAUGUCCAGUCCUUGUAAAGACAACCUAUAAAGAAAUAAUACCAUCAAGUUCUAUGAAGCAGCGCGUCCAUCUUGUGCAUGACUGUUUAUCCGGAGAAUGUGGUUUCGAGGAAUCAAAUCAUGAUGUGGUCGAAGAACGAGAAGUGAUAAAUUUGCAGCGAGUCUGUUGUCAUCGCCAUUGCGACAGGUCUGUCGACAUCAAAUUGCAGCGAGUCUGUUGUCGUGCUGAUGCGGGCAAGUAUCGUCAAGCCGCAACAAGCCGAGCAAAUGCAUCUGAUAGGGGGCUUGGUGGCAACAAUUCAUGUGCAGCCUGA